Molecule: messenger RNA, 287 nt
Organism: Morchella sextelata
Lineage: Eukaryota; Fungi; Ascomycota; Pezizomycetes; Pezizales; Morchellaceae
Exons: 1
Source: RefSeq, a predicted model, not a curated record
AUGGUUCAAGCUGGUGUAGCGAGCGGUAUUUUACUACGCGACCCAUCACAGUUUGACAAUAACCCCGAAAUGGAUGAAGAUUUGGUGUUAAACCAUUCCAGCGCUGUAGGCGAGAACCCACUUGAAUCGCCAAUCGCUACUAUUGAUGGAGCGAUACAUUAUGCAAAUGACCUUUCCCGAUACCUUCAAGCAUUAAAAAUCACUGAAUUACAUACACCGAGUGGAAAAGAGUUACCGGUUUCUGAGAUUGUGAAUCGGACAUCAAACUUGCGAAUUGCUUUGAUUAG